AUGCCAGCACACGGGCUGUUUGAAGCAUCACGAAAAUAUAUUUACUCGGAGAUUACGUUCGUAAAACCCACAAAGAAGGCACGGAAGCACGCUGAAAGCGGCUGGAAUAUUAAUUAUCAACACCACCCUGAUCCGUCACCCCCGGGGAGUUUAGGGGUCGACGGGGUGGACUGGGGAGGCCCGUCUCACGAGUCAGCGCCUGGCACCGAAGCACUAGUG
Messenger RNA from Iphiclides podalirius (scarce swallowtail), 219 nucleotides. NCBI's taxonomy places the organism in Eukaryota, Metazoa, Arthropoda, Insecta, Lepidoptera, Papilionidae. The record is from the annotation of a GenBank genome assembly.